AUGGUUAUUACUUAUAAAUACCACGGAUCCCUUCUUAAUCUUUUCAUCUUGCUGGGACCGCCAUGUUUUCCUGUACUGUUUGUUAAUACAUAUCUUUUGGUUUUUCGUCAGUCGAAUGCCAUUUCUCCAUCUGGGUUUCACAGGAUGUCGGCGGUUGAAACUCCCCGUGGUGAUUCCGACCCUGCGAAUCCGAGCUCCUUGCCAUUUCGCGAUGCUCGUUCAGCUGCUGGGAGCUGCAGCGACAUGUCGGUACUUGAUGAUUCUGACGACCAGUCGUGGCACUCGGUUUUUGACUCCACAGCCUGGGGAUCUCACGGCGAGGGUCAAUUUUCCGGCGAGAUAGAGGGCGUUCUGGACGCUGAAAUGGGUCAUUUCAUCUCUGAGAGCUCGUCGGAGGUGGAUUUGGAGAGCGGGGAUUUGGAGGUGAAGGUGCAUUUGGGGAAGAUCGAAAGGGACUGCAGAAUUUGUCAUUUAGAGCUGGAAAGCAGUGGAGGAAGAGAUAAUUCUGAUACUCCAAUUCAGCUUGGUUGUUGCUGUCGAGGUGAUUUGGGUACUGCCCACAAGCAAUGUGCUGAGACUUGGUUCAAAAUCAAGGGAAACACAAUUUGCGAGAUAUGUGGGGCAACUGCACAAAAUGUGGCAAGUCAACAAAUAAAUGAACCGAGCAAUGCAGUUGCGGCUGCAGUAGCAUCCUCAGCUUUGACAGCACCCCUAACUCUAGUCGAGACACGAACAAUCUUUCACGGUCGACGCAUUAUGAACUUUCUGCUUGCUUGCAUGCUCCUCGCAUUUGCAAUGUCCUGGCUUUUUCAUUUCAAGUUAAUGUCAUAGACUUAGGAAGAAGGAAGAAAAUUAAUGAAGAAAGAAAAAUCUAGAGGCAUUCCAAGUUCUUGAGGCAAUUUGGGUUUUCUUCAGGCCUUUGUAUAUAUAUUUUCACUUCAGUUUGAUUAGUUUAUUUUGAAGGGGUUGGUUUAUUUAGGCAUCUCUCAGUUGUAGUGUAGUGAAUGCAUAGAAAUACGUUUCUCUAAACCUGUGUUGGUUGACAUGAGCAACUACACAAGUACAUAAAUUGUUUGGCAGUCUUUUAAAAAAAAAAGAAAAAAAAAUCUAAUUUUUUAGAUCUAAA
This is a messenger RNA of Cucumis melo (muskmelon), 1126 nucleotides long. RefSeq lists its product as uncharacterized. Bases 1 to 831 code for a protein of 276 amino acids. Gene Ontology annotation, molecular function: zinc ion binding. The record is from RefSeq and is a predicted model, not a curated record. The transcript is spliced from 2 exons. NCBI's taxonomy places the organism in Eukaryota, Viridiplantae, Streptophyta, Magnoliopsida, Cucurbitales, Cucurbitaceae.